Molecule: messenger RNA, 1932 nt
Organism: Annulohypoxylon truncatum
Lineage: Eukaryota; Fungi; Ascomycota; Sordariomycetes; Xylariales; Hypoxylaceae
Product: PAF acetylhydrolase
Exons: 1
Coding region: 189-1745 (518 amino acids)
Molecular function (GO): 1-alkyl-2-acetylglycerophosphocholine esterase activity
Source: RefSeq, a predicted model, not a curated record
GCUACACAUACUCCCUAGUGUCGAUUAUUUACAGCCACAUGCGUAACUUGUGGGGCCUCAUUCCAAGUAUUGCAUCAUAGCCAUUCUCUACUCCGUAGUAGGAUGUCUUUAUCAGUUCACUCAAUUCAUUCACGCUCAAGAAAUCUGUGAGAAAAGAAUACAUCUAUUGCUAGGCUUUUUAACAUACGAUGAAACAGCUUCCAGAGAUUGGGGGUUUAGGCAAGCCGUCGCCAACUGGGCCAAGAGCUCCAUCUAUUCGACGAGGGAGGUUGUCAUGGCGAUAUGUCCUCUGCUCAUUAAUCGCAAGUUACAUUGUAUAUUGUUACGCGUUCUCAUUGCCCCUUUUCGCUCAUCUACUUCCUGAAUACAGUGGUCCGUAUCCAGUUGGGGCGGUCGAUGUCGAGGUCCCCCUUGCGUCGCCUCGCGUUGUUGAUACGGCGCGACUAAAGGGGUCAAAAGAGAAAGCAUUUGAGAUAGAGACGGUACUCUUCACGAUCUAUUAUCCAGCAGCGCAGAACGCUGUUAGCCAGAAACCGAAGCACUACUGGAUUUCGAAACCUAUCUCGGCGACGACUGCCGGAUAUGCCAAGUUUGCGCAUAUCGGCAAUUUUGUCGUGGACAAGCUCCUGGCCGGCGCAGUAGGCGCUCUCGUCGGGAACAUACAGGUCCCCGCGCAGGUUGAUGUGUCACUGGCCGACCUAGUAGCUACCGUUACUGAAGUUCCGGAGACUCGAGACGAUGUUCGGGAGAUAGAGAAAGUGAUACGGAUCGCGGAGGGUGGCCAUCCAGUUAUCAUAUUUUCACACGGCAUGGCUAGCGGUCGUACGAGUUACACCCACUACGCCGGCGAGUUAGCGUCGCGGGGCUACGUCGUCGUCAUGCUCGAACACAGGGACGGGUCCUGUCCGGGAUCCAUCAUCACGAAAAACGGCGAGCCGGACAAAACCAAACUCCUCUUCGACGUCGGAGACGUCGAAUCCGCGUCCGGGAAGGACCUAAGCGUACCCGAGUUCAAGCGCGCACAGCUCGACUUCCGGGAGGCCGAAAUCGAGGAAGCCGUCCGCGUCCUAAAGCUCAUCAACGCAGGGCAGGGCGACGAGAUCUUCGCGAAAAGCUCGCGGGGCGAAGGCGCGGAUUUCCGGAACUGGAAGGGACGCCUCAACACGGACGACAUGGUGGUCGCGGGCCACAGCUACGGCGCGACGGGCGCGAUGCAGGCGUUAAGGGGCGGGCCGAGCGCCGCGCGCCCGUUCAGGGGCGCCGUCGUGCUGGACCCGGGGAAGCACAGCGGCCGCCUCAACGACGACCUACGCGUCCCCGUGCUGGUCGUGCAUAGUAAUUCGUGGAGCAGUCGCGUGAGCCUGUUCUACGGACGCCCGCACUUCGACUCCGUGCGCGAGAUCGUCGAGAACAAUGUGCUAAGGGGCAUGCCGAGCUGGUUCGCCACGUCGCUGGGCACGUCGCACCCGAGCGUCACGGACGCGCCGCUGCUGGAGCCGCUGUUGCUUAGCUGGACGACGGGCGCGAGGAUCGAUGUGUAUGAGGGCUUGAGGCAGUAUGUGCAUGUUUCCGAGGACUUUUUAUCGUUCUUGGGAACCGGGGAUAAGAGGGGGUUGCUGCGGGAGAAGGCGGAGUUUCCGGAAUAUGACGAGGGGAAGGGGUUUGGAGUGUGGAAGCCGGGGCAGGACCAUGGAGAGGCGGAUAAUUGGAGGCGGUAUUGGCAGGUUCAUGUCUCUCCUAAUUAGAUAUUUAGUUUCGGGUUGGGGGCGUGCGGGCCGGCUGAGCUGUCAGGUAUCACCACAGCUGUCGUGUUACGUAGGACCGUACCGUGAGAUGUGGUGUUCAGGGGCUUGAUAAAUCUACGAAGUCCCGAUUCACGAAUGGCUAGGCCAAAGUCGUUAUGUCCAGUAGCUGCUUUGGUCUGAAAUGUAU